Molecule: messenger RNA, 4222 nt
Organism: Mobula hypostoma (lesser devil ray)
Lineage: Eukaryota; Metazoa; Chordata; Chondrichthyes; Myliobatiformes; Myliobatidae
Product: EF-hand calcium-binding domain-containing protein 6
Exons: 18
Coding region: 216-2990 (924 amino acids)
Molecular function (GO): calcium ion binding
Source: RefSeq, a predicted model, not a curated record
UGCGCUCCCUGCUGCUUUCUGAAAGCACAUCCAAUUUAGUGAAAAGGAUUUGGGCUUACUGGGUUGCUUGUGGCAACCGUUUCUUGUUAGUCCGGAUCCACAGCUCUCGAGUUGCCGACGCUAUGGAAAGUUGAUGCUGUCUUGUUGAACUUCUCUAUGCUUUAGCUUUAAUAUUUUUAGUCCUUAAUUGCCUUUUUUUUUCGUUCGUAUUGGGUAUGUCAAUAAUGGGAGGAUUGUCCCGAGCUCCCAGCCAUACUUCACUCCGCCUGCAGCACAUCCCGCACCCGCUGUCCCGCCUCGGGGAUCCGGACACGAUCACCGUGCGGGGCUUCUCGCGGGCCGGCGACAGGCCACCGGGCGAGCUGCCUCUCAGGUGGGAGCGGCCGGCGGCCAGCGCACGGAGCUGCGGCAGGGAGCUGAGGGAGAGGGAGACCGAGGCGAGGCAAGCUUGCCGCGGGCCGGCAGCUCUGCAACACAUCCCCGAGGGGGUGGAGGUGUCGUUCGGCACGGACCCUGACAGACCGCGGCUGCCCAUCAUCGGUCAACGUACAGACCUUGAAAGCCGUGCCGAGAGCAGAAUGAGCAAGUGUAGCAGGAUUAGUAAUUCAUCCCGCCCUGGGACACAGCUCAGGAUUGAGAUUGAUGAGCUGGAGCAUCAGUUGCGUGAAAAAAUAAUAUCUAGUGGCUACUUCGCUGUCAAACAGCUUUUCAAAUGUAAUGAUCCUGAGGGAAGAGAGCAGCUUAACAGGGAAGUUCUACUUAUGGUACUGUCAAAAUUUCUGGGACGAUUUAUCUCUCCAAGGCAGUUCCACCAACUUCUUUUGCGGUUGAAACUGAAUGAAAAGGCGAUUAUUAAAUGUGAUGAAUUUUAUGCAGCUGCCAAGGACCCGAUCCCCACAGGAGCCACCUCAUGGCUCGAUCCAAUAAGUCGACCUAGCGAUAAGGUUCUGGUGACUGCAUCACAGGUGCACUCUCAGCUGAAGGAGAAAGUAAGACAGAGGAUUUUGGAUCUGACUGAAAUUCUGCCUCAGAAGAACACCGAAGGACCUAUUAGGAUCAUUGUUCACGAGUUCCGGAACAUGUUGAAGCAGCUAGGAUUUCACAUGGAAGAUGAAGAAUUUGAAAAGUUGUGGAAGAGAUAUGACAUUGAUGGUCUUGGUGUCAUUAAAGAAGAUGUUCUAAUGAGGAAACUUGGAAAUGACUACAGGAAUGGGAUGAUGCACAAUAAUGAAGGCUCUGCUCGAAAGUCAUAUGAUCAAAUGAGUUUUGAAGACACAAAAGUAUUCUCCGCAGGACCAACAAGGACACUGAGCAAAGUAGAGCAGGAGAGAAAAGCAUCUCUUGAUAUUGAAAAAUGGCUGAAGGACAAAUUCAGAGAAGGUUAUAACCUUAUGAAAGAAGAGUUUGAAAAGUAUGACACUGAAAGGACAGGCAAGGUACUACACAGAGACUUCCUGUCUGUCCUGGGAACCUUUGGACUGCAUUUGAAAAUUGAACAUUUAAGCCUUUUCCUGGCACGAUGUAAUCUUGAAAACAGCAAAGCCGGGAUAAAGUACAUUGACUUUCUCAGAAACUUCCAAGACCGAAGUGAGAAGGGGAUGCCACAUAAAAUUCUCAGCAACCCAAAACACAGAUUUAACAAUGAGGGAAGUGUCAGUCUGUGCUCCACAAUGACUGCGAUUGAAGCAAAACUGACAAGAUUAUUCCAGUCAGACUUCCUUGCACUUUUAGCCACCUUUCAUAAAAUCGAUAAACUGGAAAUGAAUGUUGUCAGCCAACAGGAGUUCCGAGCUGCCAUAGAGAGCAGGUUUGGUGUGGAGAUUACUGAUGAAGAGUUUGAGCUGCUCAUUGACAGAAUUCCCCUUGAUGAAGACGGAAAUGUCUGCUACCCGCAAUUCAUGGCCAUGUUUGACUCUAGGAAAGGAGUUUCCAGUCUUUUUGAUGAGAAGUCAGUAAUCUUAUCCGGACAAAAGGGACUACAAGAGAAACAGAGCUCAGGUCAACUGGAUGAAGACAAGAGAUACGGUAGAACUCCUGAGCAGCUCUUCAAGGUUAUUAAAACUCUGUUGUAUAAACAGUAUCAAGAAGUUGAGAGAGAAUUUGAACAAUUGGAUGAAAUUAAUUCAAAGCGGCUCAACCACGAAACCAUGUACCGGCUUCUAAAACGCUUUGAUAUUUGGCCAGAAGUAACCCGGGGCGAGAUUCGCCAGCUCUGGAAAACUCUCAUCACGAACCAAGACAAAACCCUGGAUUUCUUGGAGUUUGUGAGACACUUCGGCCACUCUCCUAAAUCCGCCUGCUUCCCCAACGCCAAAAUCAGCCCCCCAAGGAAGGGAGACGGCGACCUCAGAAUGCGCUCGAAGAACCUGAACUGCGCCACCGACAUCCUGGUGGACAACGUCCGCGCAAAAGUUGACUACCUGUGGGACGAUCUCAGGAAAGAAUUUCAGGAGCUUGACCCUUACCGCACCGGGUUUAUCAGCAAAGAGGAGUUUAAGGAUAUCUUGACCGAGUUGUGUAUAAAUUUAAAUGAAUACGAGUGUGAAAUGCUGGCGAAGAAAUUCGAAGUCAAUGGAGAUGGCCGGAUUUCCUACAUAGACUUCCUGAAACCUUUUGCAAUGCGCAGGCAGCAGUGGCGAGAGGGGAGUAACAUGUUGGCUGUACUGCAGCAUCCGAACAGUCAUUUCACAGAUCAACACGGCACAGGGCUGAACACCAUCACAGCAAGGCUGCGGAAAAAGCUUCAAGGUGAAUGGAAGUCCUUACGCAGAGCCUUUAAGAAGUUAGAUAGUACCAGCAGUGGUUACCUCUCCUUGCCAGAGUUUCGUGCUGUACUCAAGCUCUGCGAUCUGCUCCUGAAUGAGGAUGAAGUCUAUCACAUCAUGACAAAAUUUGAUGAAAACAUGGAAGGCAAAGUCAACUACAAAAAGUUUCUGGAAGAGACCCUCAAUAAAGAGAAGAACUGUGCAGAAAACGAGACCUUAAAAUGAUAAAUAAUUCACUCCUUUUUGACAAUAUGCAAUUUCUCUGUUUUUCAAAUUAUAACCUUAACUCAAUUCUGAUCAGUUUGCUUUGGGCAGAACUGCAAUGGGUUGGAGGAUGGUGGUGAGGAGAGAAAUUGACCCAGGAAUAACAGUGCUUUUGAGAGUGAAAGAUGAUAUAGAGAAAUAAUUAACUUGGAUUUUUCUCACACUUUGGAAUCUCCUGAAUUCCUUCAUAGCUGUUUUAGAAAUGACACCAUUUUGUACAGGUACCUGAUCAGGUAAUUAAUAUGUUUCAAUCAAAUCACCUCAAAUAUCACAAAUUCUUUACAAACUUUACUUCUGUUUCUUCUGAAGGAUUGAAUUUAACAAUCUUUUGUACACCACAAAUCCAUUGAAUUAUUCUGUUUUAGGUCAACAAGGUCAAAACUUGGUUUCAAGUGUUUCAUAGCAAACAAGUGGAUUUUCAAAACUUGCAGAGUAAGAUUAUUUGAAAUUCAGUUUCUGUAGUGACAUGGAGGACAGAAAGAUUGACCGGUAUAAAUCCAGAUCUAAACUGAUAGAUAAUAAAACUAUGUAGUUAUGUGAGUCAAGAUCUGUCAUUGUUAUUGUUGCAUAAAAUAGUUCCUAAUUUUUUUUUUGCAAGAUAGAUCUGCUAUACUUCCAAUAUAAAAUAAAUGAAUAUUUAUAGAACUUGUGCAUCUUCCUCCUGAAUAAAUAAUGAGUUAGGAUGUAAUGUAAAGGAUAGUAAUUUUGGGACAUGACGAACACAAAAGGCUGAGUAACGAUAAUCUUGGGAUCUGCCCCAAACCCAACAGUGACAGCUCUGAGUCAAUGAUCCUGAGUCCACUCUACACGAUGCCCAUGAAGAAAGAUUACAGUAGGAUGGGUGUCGAGUCUUCACAAGCUUUCCCAGUGAUUUGGAUGAUGGGAUUGUGUAACAGAUAUGAGAUUGCUGAGGAAACAAGGCUGGAUAACAACAUAAGUUAUGACGAUGAUAUGGAAAAACUUCAAGUACCUGAAGGUACCUAAUAAUAAAAAAAUUAUUAGGUACCUCCCGCACCCAAUAAAGUGGCCGGUGAGUGUAAGUUUGUGGUCUUCUGCUGCUGUGGCCCAUCCACUUCAAGGUUCAACCUGCUGUGUGUUCAGAGAUGUUCUGCAUGCCACUGUUGUAAUGCAAGGUUAUUUGAGUUGCUGGGAUGAGUCUGGCCAUUCUCCUCUGAUAUUUCUCAUUAAUAAAG